AUGACUGAUGCCCUGGAACCCUUCAGGGCCGCUGGCCCGCCGCCGUGCGUCGACCUCCAGGACCCCGGGGCCUUCAACUACGCGAUAAUCAUGAAGGUGGAGCUGGAGCACGGCGGCUGCACGACGGUGCUCAGCGAGUCGCCGGUGCAGGACCUGUUCUGGAGCGCGCGGCAGAUCACGGAGUGUAACCUGCGCACCGGGGAUAUCCUGGGCACGGGGACGGUGAGCGGAUCCACGGAGAAGAGCUAUGGCUUCUUGCUGGAGAUCACGCAGGGCGGGAAGGCUGGAGUGUGUGUGGGUGAAUUGAAGCCGGCGCGGGCGAUCCAAUAG
Aspergillus clavatus NRRL 1 is the source of this 330-nucleotide messenger RNA. RefSeq lists its product as uncharacterized. Gene Ontology annotation, molecular function: fumarylacetoacetase activity. The coding region runs from base 1 to 330 and encodes 109 amino acids. The transcript is spliced from 2 exons. Gene Ontology annotation, biological process: homogentisate catabolic process; L-tyrosine catabolic process; L-phenylalanine catabolic process. Lineage: Eukaryota; Fungi; Ascomycota; Eurotiomycetes; Eurotiales; Aspergillaceae. The record is from RefSeq and is a predicted model, not a curated record.